AACCCCAGUGUUGUAAUGUUUCAGUCUGAAAUCUUCUUGUAUAACCCAGCAGGGCCAUUUGUCCUUUUGGAGAAGGGCAAACAGUACAUGGCAGCAGGAAUCAACCAGGGCCCUAGAGCACUGAGGCAGAGUCAGGAGAACCUGGAGGAGACAGAGGCUGAAGACAAUUAAAAUCAGCAUCUAAAUCGGCUCCCAACCCUGGGUGAAAGUCCCAGAGAGAAACUUAUAUCAUGAAAUUAAUCGCCAUCCUUUUCCUUUGCUCCAGGCUGCUACCAAGUUUAACUCAGGAGUCUUCGCAAGAAAUUGACUGCAACCACCAAGAUGUAUUUAAGGCUGUGGACACGGCUUUGAAGAAAUAUAACAGUGGAAACAAAAGUGGCAACCAGUUUGUAUUGUACCGAAUAACCGAAGUCACCAAAAUUGAUAAUCCUGACAUAUUUUAUUCCUUCAAGUACGAAAUCAAGGAGGGCGACUGUCUUGUUCAAAGUGACAAAACCUGGCAGGACUGUGAUUACAAAGACUCUGCACAAGCUGCCACAGGAGAAUGCACAGUAACAGUGGCGAAGAGAGGCAAUGAGAAAUUCUCCGUGGCUACCCAGACCUGCCAGAUUACUCCAGCUGAGGGCCCCGUGGUGACAGCCCAGUAUGACUGUCUGGGCUGCCUGCACCCCAUAUCAACCUCAAGUCCUGAACUGCAACCUGUUCUGAGACACACCAUUCAACACUUUAACAACAAGAGUGAUCAUCUCCACCUCUUUCAUCUUCAUGAAAUAAAAAGUGCCCAAAGACAGGUGGUGGCCGGAUGGAACUAUGAGAUUAAUUAUUUAAUUGUGCAAACUAAUUGUUCCAAGGAGAAGUUUCCAUCUUUAACUCCAGAGUGCACGUCCCUUUCAAAUGGUGAUAUCGGUGAAUGUACAGAUAAAGCACAUGUGGAUCUUCAGCUAAGAGUUGCUUCCUUCUCACAGAAAUGUAACCUUUAUCCAGGGGAGGAUUUUGUACAACCACUUGUCAAGAUUUGCCCUGGCUGCCCCAGAGAUAUACCUGUCAACAGUCCAGAGCUGGAGGAGCCUCUAAAUCAUUCCAUCGCCAAGCUUAAUGCAGAGAACAAUGCAGUCUUCUAUUUCAAGAUUGACCUUGUGGAAAAAGCAACAGUACAGGUGGUGGCUGGAAAAAAAUAUUCUAUUGUGUUCACGGCCAGGGAAACCACAUGUUCCAAGCAAAGUAAUGAAGAGUUGACAGAAAGUUGUGAGAUCAAGAAACCUGGUCAAAUUCUAAAGUGUAAUGCUUCUGUUUACGUGGUACCUUGGGAGAAAAAAAUCUACCCUACUGUCAAAUGUCAAUUACUUGGACAGACCUCACUGAUGAAAAGGCCUCCAGGUUUUUCACCUUUCCGAUCAGUACAAGUGGAGAAAACUAAAGAAGGAGUAACUGUAAGUCUACCCCACUCUUCCAUGGCACCUAUACAAGACGAAGAGCAGGAUUCAGGAAAAGAACAAAGACCCGCUCAUGGGCAUGACUGGGGCCAUGGAAAGCCAAUAAAGCCUGGCCUCGGCCAUGGCCAUAAAUAUAAGCAUGGCCAAGGCCAUGGGCACCAUAGGGGUCAUGGUCUUGGCCAUGGACAUCAAAAGCAACAUGGCCUUGGCCAUGGACAUUCAAGGGGACAUGGGCUAGCUCAUGGACAUGAGCAUGGUCAUGGCCAUGAAAAACAUAAAAAUAAAGGAAAAAACAAUGGAAAGCACAAUGGUUGGAAAAAAGAGCAUUUGUCAAGUUCUCAUGAAGAUUGUACUACAUCUUCUGCACAGACACAAGAGAAGACAGAAGGGCCAACACCCCUUCCUUCCCUAGCCCAGCCAGGUGUAGCCGUUACCAUCCCUGACUUUCAGGACUCAGAUCUCAUUGCCACUGUGAUGCUUUCUACAGCACCACCUCCCACAGAGAGUGAUGAUGAUUGGAUCCCUGACAUCAAGAUAGAGACAAAUAGCCUUUCAUUUAAACCCAUCUCGGAUUUUCCAGAAACAACUUCCCCCAAAUGUCCUGGACGCCCCUGGAAGCCAGUUAAUGGAGUGAAUCCAACUGUGGAAAUGAAAGAACUCCAUGAUUUCAGUCUCUCUGAUGCUUUUUAUUAAUUUAUGCAACCAUGGAUAUUUCUUUAACAUUUCCCUAUCCCCUCUCCCAAUGUCCAAAUAUCCUGAUAUAAUGCAACAAAGACCAUGAACAUUCAGAACAGCCUAGAAACGGUGAGACUCCCCAAUCAACAUCAAUCUCUAUGGAUAACACAUAAAAUUGUGUAGAAUUCUAAGUCCCUUCUGGGUCUCCUUCCCAAGUUUUCUUAACUAGCAUAGAAAAUGGAUAAACUCAUGUGACUUGUGGCUUACCGCAGUUUGCUUUUCUGAUAAUGGAUGUGUACCUUGAAACGUACGUCAUCAAUUUUCAUACAAAGAUUCUUGACAUUUUGAAUAAAUUGUAGCAUCUGGUCCCUGAACAUAUGUGAAUAUAAGGGAAGCCAAGAGACUGAAUGCUGAGCUUCUUAAUGGGGAAAAAAUAAUUAAAAAAAACCCUCCAGAGGUCAAAGAUAGACAAGAGAGAAAUGUUGGCCAAAGGGAGGACAGGAAAGAUAAAUUGACUUUCUGUUUCCAAAAUGGGCUGGCUAUAUUAAAGAGUUACUCCCAUUUGGCAAAUCUAUUCUGAUAAUUCUUUUUCUAGGUGAGAGUGUUUCUUAUAUAUUAGUAAUUUCUGCUUACUCAUUAACUAUGCUUUGCAACAGGGCUUUCAAAUAGGAGUUUUCUGUUUGUUUAUUUGUUGCCUAGGCUAGAUUGAGUAACUCUUAGUUUUUAGCAGCUCUGAGUUUACUGAUAAGGCUGGGAAGCAGAGGAAGUACUAUAAAGACAGGGCUGCUUAAGGAAACCCUGUUCUGUGAUUGAUAAGGGAAUAUCACGACAUGUGAUGCAAAAUUGGUUGAGAAAUUUUUUCUGAGAAAUUGCUCUCUGCCCUCCUUUUAUAAUCUCUUUAUUUUUUUCUGCUACAAUAUUAAAGAGUACUUAACUUAGCAAAAGAGAAUAAUAUGAUAUCUGUGAGGGAGGCAUAUAUUUUAUAACCCUUGCUGUGCUUUUGCCUAGGGAAACAAGAUAGGGCUUUAGACAGCUACACUCGCCUGCAGAUGCAUGUUAUCACUGCUGCUUCAAUUUAUCAGAUGCCCUGGAACCUCUAAGUUUUGGUUUCACUUCAAAUAUUACCUGUACUUUCAAAUAAAGAAACAAUGAUGUCAGAAAAAAGUCUCA
Phacochoerus africanus (Common warthog) is the source of this 3278-nucleotide messenger RNA. It is a transcript of the gene KNG1, whose product is annotated as kininogen 1. Bases 231 to 2126 code for a protein of 631 amino acids. Lineage: Eukaryota; Metazoa; Chordata; Mammalia; Artiodactyla; Suidae. Gene Ontology annotation, cellular component: extracellular region; blood microparticle. The record is from RefSeq and is a predicted model, not a curated record. Gene Ontology annotation, biological process: positive regulation of cytosolic calcium ion concentration; negative regulation of endopeptidase activity; negative regulation of blood coagulation. The transcript is spliced from 10 exons. Gene Ontology annotation, molecular function: cysteine-type endopeptidase inhibitor activity.